AUGGUUCCGUGCUAUGUGGUAUCCGGGAUUCAUGAAACCGGCAAUCGUCCUGAAGUGAAAAAAGAACCACCGACGUUAGAUUCGAACACCCUAUUGUCCCUGUUGUCCACUCCGACGGGCUCACAGGCGCGUAGUGGUGGUGGUGGUGGUUUAGCUGGUAUUGGUACGCCGGGCGGUGUGAACAUGUCACUAGCCGGUUCCAUGGCGAACGGAACUCUACCGGGUCUGGAUUCGCUCUCGGUCACAUCCAAUCUGGAUCACUCGGGACUCUCAAUUCCAACAGUCUAUUUGAAUCAGGCUCUGGAAACCUUGGUCCCGUCUGCACCACUUAACCCAAAUCUGGAUCCGACUUUACCACGGACCACCACGAAUGUAAUCGACCAGUUGACCAUGGCCAAUACCUAUCAACAGUUGGCACGUCUUGCUGCAAGGAAAACGCCCACAUUGACGCAACAACAACAACCACUGCCGCCACAUCAACAGCAGCAACAGCAACAACCACUGCAGCAGCAGCAACAACAACAACAGCUUCAACCAUCGUCACAUCCUUCUCAACCAUCGAUUCCUACAAAUGCGGGUCUGCUACCCCUAACAGAGUCCACUCCGACUCCGUCCCUGUCGUUGGAGACGAUCGCGCAACUGUCCAACGGUUUACCGACCGAACUUAUUCAACAAUUGCUGGGUCAACAGCCUGCAUUGCAAAAUCUGAGCGACGGAAUAUCGUUAUCCGGUCCGGACGAUAGUCUGUCCUUGGCGUUGCAGAGUUUACUACUCAAACAGAUGCUUGAAGCGACCACUGCCGCCGCCACACCCAAUCCCGGCCUG
Messenger RNA from Echinostoma caproni, 825 nucleotides. NCBI's taxonomy places the organism in Eukaryota, Metazoa, Platyhelminthes, Trematoda, Plagiorchiida, Echinostomatidae. The record is from the annotation of a GenBank genome assembly.